UCACGCACGUCUUGACUCUCAGCAUCACUUUGCGUCCUUCACAGCGAACGGGCUGGACUUCAUCACGCGCUGCCUCGUUCCUGGAUCAGACUUUGAAGACUUUCAUGAAGUGGACUUUUGCGAUGAGAUCUUGAGCCUCCGGUUUCCACUGUGACGCAGGAGACCCUCACCCUCUCGACGCACCGCUGCGCGCACUCCGCCAAGCAGCAAGAAGCGAAGAAGGUGCCGUGGAAUCGACCUGCGCGGACGCGAGAAUGACUUUUGAUCAGACCUGCUCACUCUUCUGAGAGCUGCCACAGAGAAAAGAGCAAUUUGGCGUCGGUUCACCAGCCAAAACAAAAAGACCACCCGGGGCAUCCAGAGGAAUUCCGUCCAUCCCCUGCUCCGUUUCUGCCGGAACCCAAGUGGAUACAUAUAUAUAUUAUAUACAAUUGUUUGGUGGAUUAUUGUUCAGACUACAUAGCGGGAGUUUAAGGAAAUGCCAAACAGCUGGAGACUGAAAACAUCUGUCUGACCUGUGACUCCGAGAAAACACCUCCACCUGCUGCGGAGAGUGAAGGCUUCAGAGAGAAUGUGAACUGCUGAGAUCCUCCCACGGUGAUACAGACAAGCAUGCCCAACUCGUGAUCCUCCACAACAGCAAAACCUCAGGGUCGGCGUUUUGAAGGUGGUCAGGACCUCCAUGCUCUUUACCAUCAGUGGUCCUUUAGAAUCACACCCUCCGAUCUUAUUACAGUCACAGAAAUGGCAAGAGGAAGCGACUUCACCGUCUCCAGUCAACACUUCCUGUCUCUGCUGGUGUUGAAGAGCUGCUGGCUGCUGGGCACUGCGUCCCAGAAGCCCACUGUGGUCACAGACUCCCAGCUGCCUCUGCAAGAGUAUGCCCACUCAAUCAGGCUGGAUGGCGAUAUUAUCCUGGGGGGUCUUUUCCCAGUGCAUGCCCGUGGGGAGAGGGGGGUGCCCUGUGGUGAGCUGAAGAAGGAGAAAGGCAUUCACAGGCUGGAGGCCAUGCUCUUCGCUAUCGACCUCAUCAACAAGGACCCGGAGCUGCUGCCCAAUGUGACUCUAGGGGCACGCAUUCUGGACACAUGUUCGCGAGACACCUACGCUCUGGAGCAGUCGCUCACCUUUGUCCAGGCUCUAAUCGAGCGGGAUGGAUCAGAUGUGCGCUGUGCCAACGGGGACCCGCCCAUUUUCGCCAAACCUGAUAAGGUGGUCGGUGUCAUCGGGGCGUCUGCAAGCUCUGUCUCGAUCAUGGUGGCCAACAUCCUGCGGCUGUUCAAGAUUCCGCAGAUCAGUUACGCCUCCACGGCUCCAGAGCUCAGCGACAACACCCGCUACGACUUCUUCUCCCGUGUGGUUCCUCCAGACUCCUACCAAGCUCAGACCAUGCUGGACAUCGUCACGGCCAUGGGAUGGAACUACGUGUCCACGCUGGCUUCUGAGGGAAACUACGGCGAGAGCGGCGUCGAGGCCUUCGUCCAGAUAUCCAGAGAGUCAGGAGGGGUGUGCAUUGCUCAGUCCCUGAAGAUUCCCCGGGAGCCAAGACCUGGGGAGUUUGACAAGAUUGUGCUGCGACUGGUUGAGACUCCCAACGCUCGCGCAGUCAUCCUGUUCGCCAACGAGGACGACAUCAGGAGGAUCCUAGAUGCUGCCAAACGGAACAACCUGACGGGUCACUUCCUGUGGGUGGGCUCUGACAGCUGGGGCUCCAAAAUCUCACCAGUGGUCCAGCAGGAACGUGAGGCUGAAGGUGCCAUCACCAUCCUGCCCAAAAGAGCCUCAGUAGAUGCUUUCGACCGCUACUUCAGGAGCCGCUCGCUGUCGAACAACCGCAGAAAUGUCUGGUUCGCAGAGUUCUGGGAGGAGAAUUUUGGCUGUAAGCUCGGGAUGCAUGGGAAGAGACCUGGAAGCCCGAAGAAGUGCACAGGUCUGGAAAAAGUCAGCCGCGACUCCACGUAUGAGCAAGAAGGGAAGGUUCAGUUUGUGAUGGACGCCGUGUAUGCCAUGGCUCAUGCACUCCACCGCAUGCACCGAGAGCUAUGUGCUGGCUACCCAGGUCUCUGCCCACGCAUGGCAAACAUUGAUGGCAAAGAGCUGCUGGCCCAUAUCCGCGCUGUCAAUUUUAACGGAAGCGCCGGGACUCCAGUCACUUUCAACGAGAACGGCGACGCCCCUGGACGUUACGAUAUUUUCCAAUAUCAGAUCAACAACAAGUCGCUUGCUGAGUACAAGGUGAUUGGACAAUGGACCAACCAGCUGCGUCUUAAGAUGGGGGCACUUCAGUGGACCGCCGGCGACUCCUCCCUGCCAGCGUCUGUGUGCAGCCUGCCGUGUCGCACUGGUGAACGAAAGAAGGUGGUCAAGGGUGUUCCAUGUUGCUGGCACUGCGAGCGCUGCGAGGGCUAUCACUUUCAGGCUAGUGAGUUCACCUGUGAACUCUGCCCCUAUGAGAAGAGACCAGACCAGAACCGCACAGGCUGUCAGCCCAUCCCCAUCAUCAAGCUGGAGUGGCACUCCCCCUGGGCUCUGGUGCCCGUGUUCAUCUCCGUCCUGGGGAUCAUCGCCACUACCUUUGUCAUAGUGACGUUUGUGCGCUACAAUGACACACCCAUUGUUCGCGCUUCAGGACGAGAGAUGAGCUAUGUGCUGCUGACUGGCAUUUUUCUGUGUUACAUCAUCACCUUUCCGAUGAUCGCCGCUCCGGAUGUCGUCGUGUGCUCCUUCCGUCGUAUUUUCCUGGGCCUUGGUAUGUGCUUCAGCUACGCAGCGCUGCUUACUAAGACCAACCGUAUCCACCGCAUCUUUGAGCAAGGAAAGAAAGCGGUCACUGCGCCGCGCUUUAUUUCACCUGCCUCUCAGCUGGUCAUCACCUUCUCGCUUAUCUCAGUUCAGCUGCUCGGUAUCCUGAUGUGGUUUGCUGCCGACCCGCCACACACCUUCGUGGACUAUGGAGAGCAGCGUACACAGGACCCUGGAAAUGCACGUGGUGUUCUCAAGUGCGAUAUCUCCGACCUGUCGCUUAUCUGCUCCCUGGGCUACAGCAUCCUCUUGAUGGUGACAUGCACUGUUUACGCCAUCAAGACGCGUGGUGUGCCAGAGACAUUCAACGAGGCCAAACCCAUUGGAUUUACUAUGUACACAACCUGCAUCAUCUGGCUCGCCUUCAUCCCCAUUUUCUUUGGCACGGCGCAGUCAGCGGAACGGAUGUACAUCCAGACGGCUACAUUGACCGUCUCCCUGAGUCUCAGCGCCUCCGUGUCCCUUGGGAUGCUGUACAUGCCGAAGGUCUACAUCAUCAUCUUCCAUCCCGAGCAGAAUGUCCCCAAGCGCAAGCGCAGCUUCAAGGCCAUCGUCACAGCAGCCACGAUGACCAGCAAGCUCUCCCAGCUGGCGGCUGAGCGGCCCAACGGAGAGGUGAAAACAGAGCUGUGCGAGGGCGUUGAGGCCACUGUUCCACAAACCAAGACCACCUAUGUCAGCUACACCAACCAUGCCAUCUGAAGAAGCAACCUCUCGGAAGAAAGAGUCGUGCAGAAACUGGGACAUUUAACUGGCAGAUUCCUCCGGAGUUCAAAGCUGGCACCGUUAAAACUGAAGAAAGGCUUCGAGGAGUAAAAGGGCGUUUGACGAACUGAUCCAACAUCCUUGUUGUUUUUAUGUUUACAGCCUGCAAGGAAGCGGCCGAUGGGGUGGCUCCACAGAUGCUGGGGAACCUGAAACAAAAAAAAAUGAAAGAAAGAAAAUAAAAGGCUUCUAAAAGAGAUAAAAAUAAAUAAACAAACAAAUGAAUUGUGGGGACCAACCUUAUUUGUCGUUAUCUAAUCGUACUUCAGAAAAAAAAGAAAAAAACUUGUGGUUGUGAAAAUUUCUGAUUCUUCUUCGUCUCAUGUCGUCCGUCCUUCGACCUGCAUUAUGAGAUGAGUCUGUUGCUGUUUCUCGGCUAAAUGAACCGUAGCUUUUGGUUGUGAAAGUGUCUCAAUGCCAUGUUUGAAAUGAAGCAUGCCCCGUUUCUUUUUUUUUUUAUACAAAUGAUCUAUUUAUAAUAAAGGAAUGUUUCACAAGUCAGUG
Messenger RNA from Synchiropus splendidus (mandarinfish), 4071 nucleotides. It is a transcript of the gene grm8b, whose product is annotated as glutamate receptor, metabotropic 8b. Lineage: Eukaryota; Metazoa; Chordata; Actinopteri; Syngnathiformes; Callionymidae. The record is from RefSeq and is a predicted model, not a curated record. Gene Ontology annotation, cellular component: membrane. Gene Ontology annotation, biological process: G protein-coupled glutamate receptor signaling pathway; regulation of synaptic transmission, glutamatergic. Gene Ontology annotation, molecular function: group III metabotropic glutamate receptor activity. Bases 745 to 3504 code for a protein of 919 amino acids. The transcript is spliced from 11 exons.